Messenger RNA from Sorghum bicolor (sorghum), 3830 nucleotides. RefSeq lists its product as uncharacterized. Bases 1159 to 3432 code for a protein of 757 amino acids. NCBI's taxonomy places the organism in Eukaryota, Viridiplantae, Streptophyta, Magnoliopsida, Poales, Poaceae. The record is from RefSeq and is a predicted model, not a curated record. The transcript has 13 exons.
CUAAUUCGCAUCCAGGAUCUUCUGGACUGGCCUUGGGAGUUCAUUUGGUGGCUGAUGGAUCAAGACGUCCGUCGUCUUCUGCUCUGACCGGGGGAGUUCUUUUGGAGAUCACGACGUCGUCCGCAGUCCCUGUCACUCGCCGUGUGGCCGUGCAGAUAAGUUAGAUGACAUCGAUGUAAACUGAGAGGAAAGGGGGGAAGCUUCUGGAUUAUAGGCACUAAGUGCAGAUCAUGAGGCUUUGGAGAUGAUCCUAAUAAUCGGUGCAGUGCAACAAGCUUUGAAAGGUAACUUCAGUUGACGACAACGUGCAGCUGACCUCCAAACAACAACAGCAGUUUCAUUAACAGGAUUCGGCGGAGAGCGAGAAAAGCACAGGAUUCAGCGGCAUUGGUGGCUUCGACUUUCUUGAUCUUGGUUUAGGGGUUGCUGGCCAAAAUCUUGGAAUGCCCAGUGAUGAUAAGUGGAGGCAGCAGCAAAUUCUAGAGCUUGAGGUUUAUCUAAAGAGGAUCGAACUUCUGCGGGAACAGGUUACCGCUGCUUGAGAAGACCUCAGGUCAUCAGAAGUUUGAUCACUAUGGAACGUAUGCAAAAUAAUGAAGGUCGUACACCGUUUGAAGACUUGACAACACCACCAAUCGAGGUGACAAGACAACAUCAAAUUCACAAGCGCAAGUUGAUGAACGUGUGCAACGUAAAAGGGAAAGAGAAAAAGCACGGCAUGCAUCAAUGACUCAAACAGAAAGGGAUGAAAAAAAUAAAAAAAUUAGGGAAAAGUAUCAUCAAAAAAAGACAGAAACUGAAAUAUCUGCUGGCUCAAGAGGUCCACCACAAACAAAUUUUAACAACCAAACAUACAAUAAAUAUUUAUUCACAUAUAGUUACUUUAUCUUUGAUUAUUACGUAAAUAGGUGUUGGGGUUGAAUCUAACAAGGAAAACACAGAUGCCAUGAGUCUAAAAAGGGAAAGGGUAAAGGCGCGAUUUAUGGCGAUGACUCAGGAAGAAAGAAAUGAAAAAAAUAGAAAGCGUCGUGAACGAUAUCAUCAGAAAAAAAUAGUUGGAGUUUAAACAACCGCAGAGAGCACUGAUGGCUAUGAAGAUAGUGACUGGCUACAUCGAAACAACUCAUACAAUCCCAUGCAUAUUGAUAAAGAUAAUACAUGUACCAUUUUGAUUUUUUUCCUAUUACUAAUUAUUUUUUCUUGUGUUUUACAAUGUGGAUGCCAAAGUUAAAAUCAUGUUAUUAUAUAUAUGUAGAUGAAUACUCUGAUAGAUGUAUAAAUCAAAGUGGCAUGAUUGACAUGACUGAUGCAUCACUUGAUAUAACCCCAGGUGUUAUAAAUGCAUCCAGUUCCAUCGAUAAUUUAGUCAUGUGUCCAAAAGAGCGUAUGCGUGAGCUACAUAGAGCACGAAGGGCUGCAAUGUCUCCUGAACAAAAGGCGUUAUUAAAUAAGAGACGACGUGACUUGUACGCACAGAAAAAUGCUGCAAGAAAACUGCAAAUGACUCCACAAGAAAAGAAAGUGAAACGGAAAGAGAGCAAGAAAUACUAUAAUAGGAUGGUGAGGGAAAACCGAGCCAACAAUUUGCAUCCGGACUCAAUUGCCAUGGAGAGCCCUCACUUCAACCCUCAAAUUAUUUUCCCUGCUUCACCUCAAUCGCCUGAAGCAUCUUUAGAUGAUAUGGAAAUACCUGAAUUCGGCUGCACGCCUGUCCACAUUGCACCAACUGUAGUUCAAAAUCCAGAAGUCCAGACCCCGGAAUUGGUUGCGGCACAGACCAUACAUAGACAUCGAGUGACCACUGGCGAGAGAAAUGCCCUUUUGUCCCGUCGCAAUCGGGUUUUUGAAGCAAACAUUGGAAGAAGCGCUAGUGGUCCUGUAGAUGGAAAAUGCAACGAUUCGAACGGACUGACUCAACCGAGUGUUGUUUGCAACGAUGGUGUCACCCAACAAACUCCAAUUCAAGCAUCUAAUAAUUGUAUAGGCACACAAACACAACCGUCUGUAGCUGACGGUACCUCUUCAAUGCCUCCAUAUAGUGCACAAGAUCAUACAUCGGACUCUAUGGUCGAGGAUGACUAUGACGAAGAUGUCAUAUUUGAGGAGGACGAGGAAGAGGAUGAGGCAUACUUUUUCGCCGGUCAAGAAGACGAGGAGGAGGGAACCGAUGUCGACACAUAUGAGCAAGAGAAUAGUGAGCCUGAUGUCCCAGAUCCAUAUGACCGGGUCUAUGCUAAUGUCCCGUCAGAGUCACACAUGUUACCCUUGGUGCCGAACUGCAAGCACUGUAACGCAAAGAAAUUCGAUGGCGAACCCCCCGGAUUCUGUUGUAGGGGUGGAAAGAUUCAUCUUUCAAGUCCCGAGACACCACCAGAGCUCAUGAGGUUGUGGUCAUGCUCGGACGCUGAUGCUAGGCACUUUCGUGCAAACAUCAGAUACUUCAACGGCCACUUCUCUUUCACAUUUUUGUACUGCCAUCUAGAUCGUAUCACCACUAACAUGCGAAUCUGUGGUGUCUACACAUUUCGUGCCCAUGAUCAGAUUUACCAUAACAUACGAUCAUUUGGUAAAGAGGAAGGUGUCGAAAAAAGACACCUCGAACUUUAUUUUUAUGAUGAUGACCCGUCCCUCGAGCAUCGCAUGAGCAAGUGUCGUGAGCAAUGUGCUCAAAAAGACAGAGAAGUUAUACAACAAUUGGUAGGGAUCCUUGAAGGGAAUCCCUACUCUCAGCAACUAAGAAGUAUGGGUCAUGUUGAAAACCUCGAGGAUUACCGAGUUGAGCUGAACCUUGACCAACGCCUUGAUCAAAGAACAUAUAAUGUGCCGUUGACAUCAGAGGUGGCUGCCGUAUGGGUUGAGGGUAGUGAGCGUCACGGCCAAUUUGAGCAUAGUGUUCUCCUCCAAGGGAAGGAUCGGUCUAUACAUGGCAUCCGCUCAUAUAAUGCAUGCUACGACUCACUAUCAUACCCGUUGUUCUUUCCAAAGGGUGAGCUCGGGUGGCACAAUUGCAUUCCAAAAGUGGGUGUAACUAUGGCUCAAAUUGAUCGAGCUCGAGCAACCCGUAAAAGGCGUGCUGAGAAUGGUGACGACGAUGGAGAACCUGUUUCAAAUACAUGUGUCUCAGUGCGCGACUACUAUUGCUACAAGUUUCAGAUGCGGCCAGGGAUAUUUAAUCCAAUACUUUAUGGCCGACGCCUUUUCCAGCAGUUUGCCGUCGACACCUACAUCAAGAUUGAGAGCUCACGUUUAGACUACAUGAGGAACAAUCAGGAUACAUUGAGGGCUGACCUAUACCAAGGCCUCGUGGAUAGCAUGCAUUCGGGUGAAGGGUCUGCUGAGAAUGUUGGACGGCGUACUGUGUUGUCUUCGUCAUUCAUUGGAGGACCACGUGACAUGAGGCGUCGAUACAUGGAUGCAAUGGCUCUGGUUUGAAAGUAUGGUAAACCUGAUAUCUUCCUCACAAUGACAUGCAACCCUAAUUGGGAUGAGAUCAAGAAUGAACUUUACCCAGGCCAGACACCACAGACACCACAGGACCGCCCAGAUCUCGUCACACGGGUCUUCAGAGCAAAGUUGGAUGCAAUGAGAAAAAUGUUGAUGGAGAAAGACAUACUUGGUAAGGUGAAGGCCUACGUAUAUGUAGUAGAGUUCCAAAAGAGGGGAUUACCGCAUGCACACUUCUUGCUAAUAAUGGAACGAAAGUACAAGCUCACAUGUCCCGAGCAAUAUGACAUGAUCAUUAGUGCAGAGCUACCAAAUAAGAAAAAAUACCCUGAGCUAUACAAAAUGGUCACGAAGCAUAUGAUGCAUGGUCCUUGCGGGACGCUUAA